Molecule: messenger RNA, 1556 nt
Organism: Rhagoletis zephyria (snowberry fruit fly)
Lineage: Eukaryota; Metazoa; Arthropoda; Insecta; Diptera; Tephritidae
Product: putative nuclease HARBI1
Source: RefSeq, a predicted model, not a curated record
ACAAAAGUUUUUUCUUAAAUCUUCUGGAAUAUUUAAAAAAAAGAAGAAAUAAUUUAUACCGCUCACUUUUAUCGUCUCAUGAAGAGCUUUUAAUAAAUAUUGCCAGACAAGGAGAACGACAAUAAGAAAAAUGUGCACCAUGCAACGCGAAGUUGCAUUGAACUUUUUUACGGUAAACUCCCCAAGAUUCCGAGAAAUACACAGGCGCCCACGCGCCGUUGAAAGCUACUGGUGGACCCUAAAACAGCCAGGUAACGAACAUCUUUACUUUGAGUCCUUCCGAAUGCGGUCCGCAUCGUUCCUUGUUUUGUGCGAAAAACUAAGGCCACAUCUUCAAUCAUCUGAAAUAAGUGUAACAGCUCCUUUGCCAACAGAAGUGCAGGUUGCAAUUUGUUUAUACAAAUUAGCUUCUUGCUCUGAAUAUAGAGUUGUUGGAGACGUAUUUGGGUUUCAUAAGAGUACAGCCCACAAGUAUUUUCAUAUUGUCGUAGAAGCCAUACUACGGCUGCAACUCGAUUUUCUAAAAUUUCCACAAUUGGACGAAGCGGUAAUGAUAGCGAGAGGAUUCCAAAAAAUAUGUAAAAUUCCAAAUAUAAUCGGAGCGAUUGACGGUACACAUAUUCCAGUUUUACCACCCAGUGAAGGCUAUUUGGACUACGUAAACAGAAAGGGUUGGCCAUCUAUUAUGAUGCAAACUGUUGUGGAUCAUAAAUACAUGUUCCAGGAUAUUAGUGUCAAACUUCCUGGAAGUGCACAUGACGCGACUGUUUUUAAGGAGUCCGGUCUUUUCAGAAACUCCGCACAACUAAUUCCUCAAUACUCCACCACAAUUAAAGGCAUAGAAAUUCCGCUCCUGUUAGUUGGAGACCCCGCAUAUCCACUACUACCAUGGCUUAUAAAACCUUUUACUGGAAAUUUAAGCCCUGAGGAGGAAUCUUUUAAUUGUAAUUUAAGUUCAGGACGCAUUGUUGUAGAGAACGCUUUUGGAAGGCUUAAGGGUAGAUGGAGGUGCUUAUCGAAACGCAUUGAUGUUGAUCCCAAUUUUGUACCUUCGGUUGUGUUGGCUUGUGCGGUUUUGCACAACUUCGCUGAACAACAAAAAGAAAUUUUCUUGGAUUCCUGGGCUCAAAAUGUUGAAAAUGAUGUCGAAUUUCAGCAGCCGCGUGAUCAAUAUUCAUUCGAAAUAAUUUCUGAGGGCAAUAUUGACCCAAAAUGUGUGCGAAAUAAUUUGAAAAACUAUUUAGCAAGAACAUAUACCUUGAGAAAAUCACAUAUUUAAUACAGAACCCUAGACAUUUAUUUAGCCGUUAAAAACUUUACGAUGUACGACAAUACGACACUUACGACACCUUGUGAACCACCUAAUUGUUUUCGUUAUAGAUUGAACUAUGAAUACUCUCAUACAAAAACGAAAAGGAUUUACCAAAAGAAAAACGUUGUUUAUAUUGUUAAAAUCACUGUACACGGACACAUACAUAUGCACAUGUACAUUAGGCAUAUAACUUUUUACAAUUUUUGCAAAUACGAAAAACGGCAUACCAUAGUCGAAUAGAGCA